AUUCAUACCCACAAUCCACCGGGGACGAUUGAAGGCGCCUUUUGCUGCAGUUUGGGUUGCUGCAUGUGUGCAUGAUUGCAAGCUGCUGAAUGCAUUCUUAUAAUAUCGCCGUGGAUUUUUUUAAGUCAUACGAUUGUUUUUGUUUGCUCCUGCUGACGUCAUUUUAGGUGUCAACAACGCCGGCAUGGCUCCGUUCGGCUUAGUGACAGCAAGUGUCGGUCUUCUGGCGAGGUCCUUCAAUGUCUUCACUUGCACAAGCACUCUGGCAAGAGUCACCCAUGCUGCAUACAGGAACCCGGUUAAAUGCCUGUCCACCGAAGCCAGCGGCCCCCCAAAGAGGCCUCUCAAUGGAUACAUGAGAUACGUUUUGCAACAGAAGCCGGUCAUUGUGAGUCAGAACCCAGAACUCAAACAUGUAGAGGCCAUCAGGAAGCUAGCUCAGGAGUGGAAAUUGAUGAGACCGGAACAGAAACAGCCGUUUGAAGAUGCAUUCCUGCGGGAGAAGGAGCAGUUUAAGAUCGAUCUGCAGCAGUACCUUGCCCAGCUGACCCCCGCAGAGCUCGAACAGCAAGUGCUUGAGAAGAGACAGAGGAAGGCCAAAAGGAAGGCCUUCCGCAAGAAGAGGGAAGCAACCGUCAUGGGGAAGCCAAAACGUCCUCGCACGGCAUUCAACAUCUUUAUGUCCGAACACUUUGUGGAAGCCAAGGGAGAAAACACACAGGCAAAGAUGAAGACUUUGCUGGGCGACUGGAAGAAACUUUUCGGCAAUCAGAAGCAGGUUUAUGCGCAGCUGGCUGAGGAUGAUAAAAUCCGCUACAAGAAUGAGAUCACGUCAUGGGAAGACCACAUGAUGGAAAUUGGACGAGGCGACCUGCUCAGAGACAAGACUCUGGUGAGCCAGAGAAGAAAAGCCGCCGAAGCCGAAAAGGCCAAGAAGAAAAAGAGAGAGGCAGCAAAGAAGCUCGCCGCCGCCAAAGCCAAGUCAAGAACUGUCAAGAAGACAAAAAGCACUGUGACAAGAGUUGUCAAAAAGACAAAAAAGACUUAAUCUUUUUUUGGGGGCGGGGUUGGAGUUUUACAGACUACUAUUAGACAGAUGUUCUGAUGACACAAAUCUGUGUUUUGUUGCUUUCUCCUCUCGUUUAGACUGGCACAAAUGUUAUCAGGUUCUCCACGAAUUAAAGGCUAUCAACAUCCACCCUCUU
Molecule: messenger RNA, 1205 nt
Organism: Hippocampus comes (tiger tail seahorse)
Lineage: Eukaryota; Metazoa; Chordata; Actinopteri; Syngnathiformes; Syngnathidae
Gene: tfam
Product: transcription factor A, mitochondrial
Exons: 7
Coding region: 185-1048 (287 amino acids)
Biological process (GO): regulation of gene expression
Cellular component (GO): nucleus
Source: RefSeq, a predicted model, not a curated record